Molecule: messenger RNA, 5217 nt
Organism: Polypterus senegalus (gray bichir)
Lineage: Eukaryota; Metazoa; Chordata; Cladistia; Polypteriformes; Polypteridae
Gene: ibtk
Product: inhibitor of Bruton agammaglobulinemia tyrosine kinase
Exons: 28
Coding region: 638-4567 (1309 amino acids)
Biological process (GO): negative regulation of protein phosphorylation
Cellular component (GO): nucleoplasm; cytoplasm
Molecular function (GO): protein tyrosine kinase inhibitor activity; protein kinase binding
Source: RefSeq, a predicted model, not a curated record
UGGUGUACUUUUUCUCUAAGUAGUGUUUCGGGCUCACCUGCAGCACAGCAAACGCAAAAAUUUGGCAUUUUGUUGUUAUUUUUCACUGAUAAUGGGAUUGUCUAAAACGAUUUUCUCUUUUUUUCAAUGUCAUUUUCGUAUUUUCAGCUAACGUCAGGUAUCUUCAACAAUUAUGGAUUCAUAAAAUAGUUUGCAGAAAGGGGGGGCACCCCCUUGGUGACUGGCUUCCUUUAGAAGGGUUUUGUUGCUUAUAUUGGGAAGGCUUUUCAAAGACGGCAAGAAAAAUCUGUGGAUAUUUUGUUUUUUUGUUCUGAAUGCAAAAUAUUAUGUGUAUGUAUGAUAUACACAUUUGUAUAACUUUGUUAAUAAUGAAAGUAAUGCCAAACAUUAUUACUAGAAAUUGUUUUUGGCAUCUUUUUCUUAAAUUAAUACAUGCUGCAAAAAUGUUAUGAAGUCUGUGACUUUUAAUAAGCUAGUUUGUGCUAAGCACAAUUCUGACCGACUUGCCAAUGUAGAGAUUUCUUUUAUUUGCCAUUUUUUCUUUGCCCAAGAAAAUAUGUGAAGUUUUUAAGUAGUGCAGUAUUUGACAGACUCUUCUGCAAACUAAAAUUUCUUAGAUCUAUUCUAACCUAUUAGAAUGAGUUUACUAUUGUGUGAUUGCACUUCCAAGUGCCAUUCAGUCCGACAUGGUUUGGAUAUUGUCUCUGUGUUGACAAGGGGGACAACAGAGUCUCAGGUGAAAGCAUUUCUUUCUGUGUAUUGCCACAACUCAAGUACUGUCAAAGAUGAAUUUGGUAGGACUGCACUUCAUCUUGCUGCCUCAGUUGGCAAGAAAGGAGUUCUUGACUGGCUUUUGGAUGUCAAGGGGGCAGACAUUGGUGCUAAAGAGAGAGAAUCUGGAUGGACAGCCCUGCACCGAAGUGUUUUUUAUGGCAACAUAGACUGUCUCAUUUCACUUGUAAAGCAUGGUGGUAGUCUUAAUGAGCAAGAUAAGGAAGGCCUUACAGUUCUUGAUCUAACAAUGAAGGACAGGCCUUAUCAUUUAACUUUCAAAAAUACUGAUCCCACUGAAGUUUAUACAUGGGGCAAUAACACCAAUUUUACCCUUGGUCAUGGAAAUCAACAAAGCAAGUAUCAUCCAGAACUUGUAGAUAUAUUUCCUCGAACUGGGGUUUAUAUAAAACAGGUAGUACUGUGCAAAUUCCACUCGGUGUUUCUUUCACAGAAAGGUACAGUUUACACUUGUGGACAUGGACAAGGUGGCAGAUUGGGCCAUGGAGACGAACAGACUUAUCUUUUUCCUUGUGUUGUCGAAGGUCUUCUUGGUCAUCACUGCACUCAUGUUGCUGCUGCCAAAGAUCAUACAGUUGUGCUGACUGAUGAUGGAUGUGUGUUUAGUUUUGGGCUGAAUAACUUUCACCAGUUGGGAAUUGUACCACCUCCUGCUAUGUGUAACGUACCAAAACAGAUACUCUCUAAAACACUGAAAGGACGGACUGUGAUUGGAGUUGCUGUAGGCAGGUUUCAUACAGUUCUUUGGACAAAGGAUGCAGUAUAUACUAUGGGGCUGAAUGGUGGCCAACUUGGUUACCUUUUGGAUCCUAAUGGAGACAGAUAUGUCUCCUCCCCUCGCCAAGUUUCUGCACUGCAUCACAAAGAUAUGUCAAUUUCUAUGGUCGCUGCCAGCAAUGGAGCCACUGUUUGCGCUACGGAAAAAGGGGAUAUUUAUCUGCUGACUGACCAUCUGUGUAAAAAGAUCUCCUCCAAGCAGUUCAAUCUUAAAAAACUGGUGGUUACUGGUGGGAUCCUGGAUCACAGAGUUGAUGCUCACAUUCUCAAAGAGGGUGGUGGUGAAAAUGUUUCUAUUCUUGUCCUGGACGAAGCUGGCAGAGUGUUUUCCUGGAAUUCCUCAAGUGGAACUUUAAAACUAUGCAGAUGGGUUUAUGGUCGCCAAGUUUACAUGUCCGAUAUUGCACUGAAUAAAAAUGUGAUGAUGUUUGUCACUCUAGAGGGAGAAGGUUUUUCAGGACAUUGGGUGAAUGCCACUACCAAAAAAAAUGGAAAGAAAGAUGAUUCUAUUAAGACUGGAAAUACUCUAGACUCAUCCUGCUACGUUGAAGCUGGCAGCACAUAUGAGCGAAUUAGACUUCAAAAAAUUUCAUUUAUCCACAGAGCUGUCAGCAUUACUGCAGAUACUAAUGGUCGUAACUUUGCUGUUUUACAGUCUGACCCAAAAACAAGUUUAUAUGAAAUUCCCAGUGUGUCUUCAUCUACCUUUUCUGAAGAUUUUAACUGCUUGCUUACAGAAGCAGACGAGAUGGAUAAUAUUCAUGAUUUAACAUUGCAAGUGAAAAACAGGACUUUCCCAGUACAUAAGUACAUUCUUUCCAUGAGGUCAGAUUAUUUCAGGAAGUAUUUUCAUCCAGGAUCACAACUGCUGUUGCCUGGCGAUCUAGAGUGUAAUGAAGAUACAUUGGGAUGUGCUAUAUUUUCUGUUGAAAAUGUCCAGGCAGACAUAUUUAAGUAUCUUUUGCAGUUCAUUUAUACAGACAGCUGUGACUUUCUUAUUGAUGGUUUCAUAGUUGGAACACAGUUAAAUGAAAUGAAGAAUGACUAUCUGGAUCCUCUAAUUUCUAAUUUGCAAAAGACUGAUUUCAAUCAAAAUUUGAAAGGCAUGUCUGCUUAUGAAGUUUAUCAGAACCGUCAAGUAGUUGUUGGUAAUGAGAAAGGUAAAGCCAAAAACAUAAAAAAAUGCAAGUGCGUCAAUGAGGAAACGAAUCCCGUGAAAAUGCUGCAGAGUAUAGCGAAGAAAUAUGGAGUCACUAGCUUGGCUGCACGUCUGGAUGGUGUCAAAUUCGAUAAAGGAAAAGUAAUUGUAUUGCACAAGAAGACUGGAAACAAACCAAAGUUUCAUCAAAAACAAUGCCCCUACCUGUGUGAUGUGACUUUACGAUCAAAAGAUGGGAAAGAAUUUCCUUGUCAUAAAUGUGUACUUUGUGCUAGGCUAGAAUAUUUCCGAAGUAUGUUGAGCAGUUCAUGGAUUGAGGCAACUAGCUGCUCUGUAGUGGAGAUGCCAAUCUCUGCAGAUGUGCUUCAAGUUAUAGUGGACUAUGUCUAUACAGAUGAGGCGCCUGCUAUCAAAGAGGCAUCAAAUGUGGAGUUCAUAUGCAAUGUUUUGGCUGUGGCUGACCAGCUUUUGAUCACUCGUUUAAAGGAGAUGUGUGAAGUAACAAUUACUGAAAAGCUUACUUUAAAGAAUGCAGCAGAGCUCCUUGAAUUCGCUGCUAUGUACAGUGCAAAUCAGCUGAAAAUGUCCUGCAUGCAGUUCACUGUAUUUAAUAUGGCAGUGCUACUUGAAGCAAGAGCUUUGGAUAUUCUGAGUGAAGAAGUAUUAAAAGAAUUGUCAGCUGCUUAUAGGAAAAUGAUUCCUGCAAUGCAGAAAAGAAUUAUUACACCUUACCUGGAUGGACCAGACCUAUCUACCUUUGACAAAGAAAACUGGGAAUGUUUGGAAAGCUGUAAAGAUCAGUCAGAGGUGGAUAAUAUCUCCAGAGAUCACCUUAUAAAGAAAGCUAAAUCAAAAGCUAAGAAGAAACCAAGGCGACGUUCUGACAGUUCAGGAGGUUAUAAUCUGUCUGAAAUCCUCCAAAGUCCACCUUCUCCUGGUAUAGUGACGUCUGGCAAAACCAAUUCAGCUGAGUCACUUCAGGAGCUGUUAACCUCGGAUUCAGAAGGAAGCUGCUUAGGAGUUAAUAGCCCUAGGGAUCUACAGUCGCCUGUUUUUGUGCCAAGAAGCCCUAACGAUACAGAUGAGGUGGAAAAGAAAACCAUGGCAUUAAAAUGCCUAAGCAGAAGCUUAGAAUCAAAAGAGGAGAAAAUGUGUAACCCUUUCCCUAUCCCUUACCCAAAAACAAGUCGUACCCCACCUCCUGUGCUGGACCUUAGAGCUUUCAUGGAAAUGGAACAAUCCUUGCAAAAUCGUGGAUCUACUCCAAAAAGCAGUGGCAGUAAAACGGUCUUUCAAGCAAUGAAACUUUCCCAGAAGCAACGUAAAAUGCUUACUUUAGCAUCUAAAGAUGGUGGUGAUGCAAAGGGAGGGGAAAAAUGCACCAAAGAAAAUUCAGGUCAAAGUACUUCAACUGUAAAUCCUUCCAAGAAUGGGAAUCCAUGGGCUCUCCCAGUUCAGUCAGCUGCUGUAUCAUUAAGUGAGGUUCUCUUGACACAGAAGACAAUGGGCGAUUCUGUGGGUUCAGCUGGGAAAAAGGUGUCUUUUAAAAAUCCUGAGCUCCAUGCUGAUAAGAAACUUGGGCCCUGGCAGUUAACUGCAGUGAAUAAUCUCUCUGGAGAUGGCCCAAUGAAGUUCGCUGCCAUUUUAGAGCAAGAGCAGCAGCAAGAGGCUGCUUUGAUAAAGAGCAGAGAAAAGCCACUGGCUUUGAUCCAGAUUGAGGAAAGUGCUAUUCAAGAUUUACUAACACAUUACAAAGCCUUUGGAAAUCCUGAUGAGUUAAUUCUUGUGGAACGAGCCUUACAAUAUCCUAUAGCAACGCCAACAUGGAACAAGCGCUGAGCUUUACAUGAAGAUGAUGCAAGAUGACAUUAAGAAGAAAUCAAAUAGCACUCGUACAUCUUGACAUUUGUUCUGAAUUAUUUUUUUUUCUUUAAAGUGGAAUAGCACAAUGUGCGUUUAAUUCAUAUCUACAAAAAUAGAUACUUUUGAAAAAUUAUAUAAUUUAUAUUUUCGGAUAGAAUGUGACAGUAACGCAUACUUUACUCCAUGCCCUAAAUCCUAAAAUUUAUUAAUAGUUAUUAACUUAACAGAUUGUUAAAUUAAAUGGAAAAGAAGAUGCUGUUACAGUAAAAGGAUUAAUUCUGCCUUCAGGCUGUGUUCUGCUAUGUGUCUUCACUAGACAGUAUACGUUUUUUGUUUUUGUUUUGUUUUGCUUGGGGUUGUUUUGUUUGCUCAUGAUUACAAGCAAGUGCUUUUUCCCUUUUUUCCCAGCAAUUGGAUAAUUUCAGCCCAAUUUAACCAUUUGGCUUGCUGAAUUUAAAUCCAUUGUUUUCAUUUUGUUUAUAACAAGGUUGCAUUUUAGUUAAACAAAAACAUACGGCAUACUUCUGUCCUAUAAGGUAUAUGUGAAGAAAAGCUUGUUUUGGGCUCUCAGCCGGUGAAAUAUUUUGUAGUCCUGAAGCAAUAAAGAACACAAAUGCAUAGUCAAA